UUGAUACCUGAGAAAAGCAGAGGGGCAGACCCGAGCUCUGGAAUGCCGGGCCCCGGAGGCCUUGGGAAGGCAGGCUUCUGGGUGCCUGGGAUGGGGCGACCUUUCUCCCCGGGAGAAACAGACCUCCCGAUUCUGUGUACGUUGGCAUCUUGGGCGGUGACUGAGUGGUCAGAUCAGGGACCAGGGGAGCUUUUCCCUGCUCGAAGAGGACCCCCGUGUCCCCUCCUUUCUCCGACACCGGCUUCCACACCCUUCCACUUCCCACGCCCACAGUCCCUGCCCCGCGCCGGGGAGUUAGGGAUGUUUCCACGGCCGCAGGGUGGGAAGGGGAUUCCGGUACUCCGGCGGCAGGCUUGGGUGGUGGGUUGGGGAUAGUCCCAGCGCCUGGCGAGUAGACCUCGGUCCCAACUGGUUGGAGGACAGCGCAGGGGGCGGAGGCUGCAGUGGGAGCCCCCGCCCCCCCUCUCCCGCCCCUCCCCACCUCGCACCUGGGCGGAGCGAGGGACCCGGGGAGCCCCAGACGCCCGGGAGGCUCGGUAGCGCGGCACGGAAGGGCGUGCGGCGAAACGCAGGGCGCUGGGCUAAGGAGUGUGAGCAUCGGGUGAGGGGAGGCCUGGCUCUCAGACCCGGGGCCCCAGGCAGAGGUUUGUCUGCCCAGCUCUCAGCCCCCCAGGUAGAUCCUCUGGUUGUUGCAGACGCUUUGGCGGAUGCGGAAAGGCGAGGCGCUUUCCUCCUUUGCACCCCAGCAAUCUGGAAGGGGGCCUAGACUGCUGUGGCGAGGCAAGGGCAGUUCCUGGGAUCCACUGAUGCUGGCGGGGAACACCCCGGGCUGUCAAAGGCCUGGAAGCACCUUAUUUAACCUUUCUCUCUCUGAGGAGGUGCACGCCCUUCUCAAAGUGGCGCCUUGGGCUGAGAAUCCAAUUCCCGGCUGGUUCCAACUGGCUCCAUAGGAGGCGAAUUUGGAGGUUGCGUAGGUCAGGAGCCCCAUAAAUCCCUCUGGUCCUUCCUGUGCAGCUCUCCCACGUGCAGGCUUUGAGGGGCACCACCGGCUCUGCGGUUGCCCUGCGGACAUCUUCUGCUCUCCGGACCCGAGCUGGGAGAAAGCAGAGCUCAGCGCAGUCCCCUUUUCUGGGCCCUACGCCCUGGCCAGACCCUUCCGGAAGAGACGUCGACUGGCCAGGGCUCCGGAGGAAUCCUGAGUUCGGUCACUCCCAUCCGGGCCCCCCCUGCAGCCGCGAGCUCCCUGUCUCCCUACAGCAAGCUCCGGAGUCCCAGGCAGCGGAUAGGGGAUGCCCUCGGAACAGGCUGGGGUGCACCUGCUGAGCGCAAACUCCACACCCUCCCAGGCCAGGCGUCGAGGGGGAUAGAGCGUUGGCCUCCUCCGAAUUCCCUGGAUAACUGAGGUACCCAAGCAUGGACCGGAAUAAUGAAGGGAUACGUGUAUUAGCUGCAGCCCUUUGAACCACGCAAGAAGGAAAUCAACAGUGUGGACAGGGCUGGAAGCGUUACCACACCUGCUUGUUGGAAUAAAUGAAGAAUGGGCUUGUGAUUAUGCUGACAUCCCAGCAUGAAUCUGGUGGACCUGUGGUUAACUCGUUCCCUCUCCAUGUGUCUCCUCCUACAAAGUUUUGUUCUUAUGAUACUGUGUUUUCAUUCCGCCAGUAUGUGUCCCAAGGGGUGUCUUUGUUCUUCCUCUGGGGGUUUAAAUGUCACCUGCAGCAACGCAAAUCUCAAGGAAAUACCUAGAGAUCUUCCUCCUGAAACAGUCUUACUGUAUCUGGACUCCAAUCAGAUCACAUCCAUCCCCAAUGAGAUUUUUAAGGACCUCCAUCAACUAAGAGUUCUCAACCUGUCCAAAAAUGGCAUUGAGUUUAUCGAUGAGCAUGCCUUCAAAGGAGUCGCCGAAACUCUGCAGACUCUGGACUUGUCUGACAACCGGAUUCAGAGCGUGCACAAAAACGCUUUCAAUAACCUGAAGGCCAGGGCCAGGAUUGCCAACAACCCCUGGCACUGCGACUGUACGCUCCAGCAAGUUCUGAGGGGCAUGGUGUCCAAUCACGAGACAGCCCACAAUGUGAUCUGCAAGACCUCCGUGCUGGACGAACACGCCGGGAGACCGUUCCUCAACGCUGCCAAUGAUGCUGACCUUUGUAACCUCCCUAAAAAAACGACUGAUUAUGCCAUGCUGGUCACCAUGUUUGGCUGGUUCACCAUGGUGAUCUCGUAUGUGGUGUAUUACGUGAGGCAAAAUCAGGAAGAUGCGCGAAGACACCUCGAAUACUUGAAAUCCCUGCCGAGCAGGCAAAAGAAAGCCGACGAACCCGACGAUAUUAGUACAGUGGUGUAGUGUCCGCACUGACUGGCAUGGAAAAAGAAAUCCGUUUGGGAUUGCAGUAGAAUAAGUGGUUUACUUCUCUCAUCCAUUGUAAACAUUUGAAACUUUGUAUCUCAGUUUCUUUUGAAUCCUGCCACUGUUGAACUUUUAACAAACAUGACAGCAUAAAUCAUUUGCGUUUCGGUAAUCCACCCCUCCGUUGUACUCCUGGUGGUAUAUUCCUGAGUCAGCUACUUCCCUGAACCUUAGUUCUAUCCAUCUCAGUAUUUAAUAAUGAAAUUUAUUUUUUUAAUUUGAAACCAAAUAAAAGCCUAACUUUGAA
Molecule: messenger RNA, 2657 nt
Organism: Globicephala melas (long-finned pilot whale)
Lineage: Eukaryota; Metazoa; Chordata; Mammalia; Artiodactyla; Delphinidae
Gene: LRRC3B
Product: leucine rich repeat containing 3B
Cellular component (GO): plasma membrane
Molecular function (GO): protein binding
Source: RefSeq, a predicted model, not a curated record